This is a messenger RNA of Chinchilla lanigera (long-tailed chinchilla), 2314 nucleotides long. RefSeq names its product mitogen-activated protein kinase associated protein 1 (gene Mapkap1). The record is from RefSeq and is a predicted model, not a curated record. Bases 343 to 1911 code for a protein of 522 amino acids. The transcript has 13 exons. NCBI's taxonomy places the organism in Eukaryota, Metazoa, Chordata, Mammalia, Rodentia, Chinchillidae. Gene Ontology annotation, cellular component: plasma membrane; TORC2 complex; cytoplasm. Gene Ontology annotation, molecular function: phosphatidylinositol-4,5-bisphosphate binding. Gene Ontology annotation, biological process: TORC2 signaling.
AGGGCCGGGAGGCGUGGGGAAGCCGGGCCCUCGUCUGAGGAACGUGUCCCGGGGCCGACCCGGCCAAUAGUGUGGAAGCAGCUUCAGUUUACACACCUGCAAGUUGCCUGGGUCGUGAGGCUUGCCGGUAGCCCCUUUUUCCAUUCGGCUCUUCACGCCUGCCUUUAACUGUUGGGUGUGCCAGACUGCACUCCUACUUCUCUGCACCUCCUGAUCUGGCUCUGGCUAUCAGUGCUUACAAAGAUUCCCACUGUGAUCCCUUACUCUGGAUAGGUAGGUGAGCUCGUGAAACAAUAUGAAGAGGAGAAAAUAGCCUUUUAAGGAAAUUGGCCCACAGAAAGGAUGGCCUUCUUGGACAAUCCAACUAUCAUUCUAGCUCAUAUUCGACAGUCACAUGUGACCAGUGAUGACACGGGAAUGUGUGAGAUGGUUCUCAUUGAUCAUGAUGUUGACCUAGAGAAGAUUCAUCUUCCUUCAAUGCCUGGAGACAGUGGGUCAGAAAUUCAGGGAAGCAAUGGUGAGACUCAGGGCUAUGUGUAUGCCCAGUCAGUCGAUAUUACCUCAAGUUGGGACUUUGGUAUUAGAAGACGCUCAAACACAGCUCAAAGAUUAGAACGACUCCGAAAAGAGAGACAAAACCAGAUCAAAUGCAAAAAUAUUCAGUGGAAAGAAAGAAAUUCUAAGCAAUCAGCCCAGGAGUUGAAGUCACUGUUUGAAAAAAAAUCCCUCAAAGAGAAACCUCCAAGUUCUGGAAAGCAGUCCAUACUAUCUGUCCGCCUGGAACAGUGCCCUCUGCAACUGAAUAAUCCUUUUAAUGAGUAUUCCAAAUUUGACGGCAAGGGUCAUGUAGGCACAACUGCAACCAAGAAGAUCGAUGUCUACCUCCCCCUGCACUCGAGCCAGGACAGACUGCUGCCAAUGACCGUGGUGACAAUGGCCAGCGCCAGGGUGCAGGACCUCAUUGGGCUCAUCUGUUGGCAGUAUACAAGCGAAGGACGGGAGCCGAAGCUCAAUGACAAUGUCAGUGCCUACUGUCUUCAUAUUGCUGAGGAUGAUGGGGAGGUGGACACUGAUUUCCCCCCGCUGGAUUCCAACGAGCCCAUUCAUAAGUUUGGCUUCAGUACUUUGGCCCUGGUUGAAAAGUAUUCAUCUCCUGGUCUGACAUCCAAAGAGUCGCUGUUUGUUCGAAUAAAUGCUGCUCAUGGAUUCUCCCUUAUCCAGGUGGACAACACAAAGGUCACCAUGAAGGAAAUCUUGCUAAAGGCAGUGAAGCGAAGAAAAGGAUCCCAGAAAAUUGCAGGCCCCCAGUACCGCCUGGAGAAGCAGAGCGAGCCCAACAUCGCCGUGGACCUGGAGAGCACGCUGGAGAGCCAGAGCGCGUGGGAGUUCUGCCUGGUCCGCGAGAACAGUUCAAGGGCAGAUGGAGUUUUUGAGGAGGAUUCACAAAUUGACAUAGCUACAGUACAGGAUAUGCUCAGCAGCCACCAUUACAAGUCAUUCAAAGUCAGCAUGAUCCACAGACUCCGAUUCACUACCGACGUGCAGUUAGGUAUCUCUGGAGACAAAGUCGAGAUAGACCCCGUUACGAAUCAGAAAGCCAGUACUAAGUUUUGGAUUAAGCAGAAACCCAUCUCAAUCGAUUCUGACCUGCUCUGUGCCUGUGACCUUGCUGAAGAAAAAAGCCCCAGUCACGCAAUAUUUAAACUCACAUAUCUAAGCAAUCACGACUAUAAACACCUCUACUUUGAAUCCGAUGCUGCUACCGUCAAUGAAAUUGUGCUCAAGGUUAACUACAUCCUGGAAUCACGAGCAAGCACUGCCCGGGCUGACUAUUUUGCUCAGAAACAAAGAAAACUGAACAGACGUACAAGCUUCAGCUUCCAGAAGGAGAAGAAAUCAGGGCAGCAGUGACACUGGCCUCCACCAUCAACCUGUCGUCACAGCUCAGAGCCCGCCUGCCAGGGCCAGGUGGCCUUAGAGCCCACCCUGCGUCCUGCAGUGCCCAGGGGAGCCAGCCCUGGGCUCAGAGCAGAGGGCUGGGGCGCCGUGGGGAAGACGUGCGGGUGGGGGCGCCUAGGCCGGUGUGCAGGGGACCUGACUCAGGACUGCAGUGGCUUUGAGUAGCGACCUGCAGGGGCCAGGCCACCCCCGAGGAGCUGCGGGCCACCUGGCCGUCUCCACUGCCCGAGGACCCUGCCCGAGGCUGUACAUAGCCACGCCGGACAUUUCCUUGCAAUUUGAUCCAAUUUCUUAAAGAACAAAAGUGUACAUUUCUUUUUCUUUCUUUCAUUUUAAUAAACAGGUGUACUCUUUA